Molecule: messenger RNA, 7411 nt
Organism: Corythoichthys intestinalis (scribbled pipefish)
Lineage: Eukaryota; Metazoa; Chordata; Actinopteri; Syngnathiformes; Syngnathidae
Gene: atp8b1
Product: ATPase phospholipid transporting 8B1
Exons: 31
Coding region: 353-4090 (1245 amino acids)
Biological process (GO): Golgi organization; phospholipid translocation
Cellular component (GO): trans-Golgi network; plasma membrane
Molecular function (GO): magnesium ion binding; ATPase-coupled intramembrane lipid carrier activity; ATP binding
Source: RefSeq, a predicted model, not a curated record
CAAGUGGGCUGGUCGUGCAGUCCCUGAACGCCACGCUACUUCCACCGCAAGUGUUUAGUGUGUGGAACGUGUCAAACCGGUCGUGUGGGUUAGCAAAGGCCGGGCAGGUAAGGUUGCGGGGGGAGGAGGAAGGGCGGGGUGCCGUGAAGCGUCUGAACAAGCAGGAAGAAGAAGGAAACAUGGUGCGGUGACACAGCGGCUGGACACCCACGGAGAGCUGGAUUCAUCAGUGUUUUAGGUUGCUUCCUUCCUUCAGCAAAGAACACGUUCUCUUACCUGUCUGAACAAGAGAAGAGACACCCCCCUCAUUCUCAGGUUUCACUGUCGUCACUACGAUACCUGCAGUUUCAAAAUGAGUAUGCGCCGUGUGGGCACCCACACAUCUGAGGGGCCCAACGAUGAGGUCAUGCCAUACAGUGAUGAUGAGACAGACGAUGAGCUGGCUGCCAGUACAGAAGACGAAGAAGAGGUGAUGCCAGGAGCCCCACAACCUCCUGUAGAUAUUAGACCUACUGAAAUUGGCUGGAAAGUGAAAGCCAAUGACCGAGCUUACCACAACUUGCCAGAAUUUAAAAAAAAAAAAUUCCUUUGCAUCAAGAAGAACAGAUACUCUGGGAAUGCCAUCAAGACGUACAAAUACAAUUUCUUCACAUUCAUUCCCCUAAACUUGAUUGAUCAGUUUAAGAGAGUUGCCAACAUCUACUUCCUGGCCCUGCUCAUCCUACAGCUUAUUCCAGCUAUUUCAACUCUGCCAUGGUACACCACUCUGAUUCCUCUGGUUGUGGUCCUGGGAGUAACUGCUAUCAAAGACCUGGUGGACGAUCUUGCUCGACAUAGGAUGGACAAGGCGAUUAAUAACAGAAAAUGUGAGGUCCUUCUCGAUGGCAGGUUUCAAGAGUCAAAGUGGAGACACAUCCAGGUUGGAGAUGUGGUGCGUCUAAAGAAAAAUGACUUCAUUCCGGCUGACCUGUUGCUGUUAUCUAGCUCAAACCCAAACAGCCUGUGCUAUGUUGAAACAGCAGAGCUUGAUGGAGAAACCAACCUGAAGUUCAAGAUGGGACUGAGAAUAACCGAUGAAAGACUACAAGAAGAACGUCAGUUGGCACAGUUUGAUGCGCUGAUUGAAUGCGAGGAACCCAACAACCGUCUGGAUAAGUUCACAGGGGUGAUGCAUUGGAAGGGUCAGCGCUAUCCCUUGGACCUGGACAACACGCUCCUCCGAGGUUGCAAGAUCAAAAAUACUGAAAUAUGUCACGGGCUCGUCAUCUUUGCAGGUGCUGACACAAAAAUCAUGAGAAAUGGUGGGAAGACAAGGUUCAAGAGGACAAAGAUUGACGAACUGAUGAACUAUAUGGUCUACACUAUCUUUGCCCUCCUGGUCCUGGCAGCAUCAGGACUUGCCAUUGGUCACAGCUUUUGGUAUGACGAAAUCGGGUCCAACGCCUGGUACCUUGACGAUGGUAGAAAUGAUAGUAGGUCCUACAGAGGAUUCCUUGCAUUCUGGGGUUACCUCAUUGUUCUGAACACCAUGGUGCCCAUUUCCCUCUAUGUCAGUGUGGAGGUGAUUCGUCUCGGCCAGAGUAAUUUCAUCAACUGGGACCUGCAGAUGUACUAUCCAGAAAAAGAUGCACCAGCAAAGGCUCGAACCACCACCCUGAAUGAGCAGCUUGGCCAGAUUGAAUACAUCUUCUCAGAUAAGACAGGAACACUGACACAAAACAUCAUGCAGUUCAAAAAGUGCACCAUUGCAGGACACAGCUAUGGUGAACCAACCACUGCUGAGGGAGUGACUUUGGAUCGCGGAAAGCCAGUGGACUGGAGCUGGAAUUCAGAUGCUGAUAAAAAGUUUCAGUUCAUGGACAAUUCACUGGUUGCCUGUUUGCGAUCCAAGAAAGACAAAGAUGCAAUGGACUUCUUCAGACUCCUCUCCCUUUGUCACACUGUCAUGGUGGAGAACAAGGAUGGGGAAUUGGUGUACCAAGCAGCAUCUCCAGAUGAGGGGGCACUUGUUACAGCAGCUCGGAACUUUGGCUUUGUGUUUGUUUCCCGAACUCAGGAUACCAUCACCAUCCGUGAGAUGGAACAAGAGAAAACCUAUGAGAUGUUGGCGUUGCUUGACUUCAACUCUGACCGCAAACGCAUGUCAAUCAUUUUGAAGUUUCCAGAUGGUCGUAUUCGUCUUUACUGCAAAGGAGCUGAUACAGUCAUUUACCAACGACUUUCACCCAAUUCCAAACACAAGGAGUCCACUCAGACAGCGCUAGAUAAAUUUGCCAGGGAGACCCUGCGAACACUGUGCUUAUGCUACAAAGACAUCACUAGUAGUGAGUAUGAAGCCUGGUCCAGGAAACACAUGGAGGCCCAGGUGACAAUGGUCAACAGAGACGCCGCCCUCGAUCAAGUUUAUGAGCAGAUUGAGAAAAACCUUAUGCUAAUUGGAGCGACAGCCAUUGAAGACAAACUACAGGAUGGAGUACCAGAAACAAUCGCCCAACUAGCCAAAGCUGAAAUCAAGAUAUGGGUCUUGACUGGAGAUAAGAAAGAAACGGCAGAGAACAUCGGAUUUUCAUGCUCUCUUUUGACAGAAGACAUGCAAAUUCACUAUGGAGAAGAUGUUAAUGAGAAGCUGAGCCUCCGUCAAGCUAAGAGGAGACAUGAGCCUAUUACUGACAGUCGCGGAAGAAAGAAACCUUCAGAGCCAUUUUUCCCUGAACCGGGCAAAAAUGCACUCAUUAUCACUGGUGGAUGGCUGAAUGAAAUUUUGUAUGAGAAGAAGAAGAAACGCCGCCGUUUACGUCUUCGUCGUCUGGGAAAGCGACCGCCUCCUAGCCCUCAGGAAGGACAGCCAAUGAACGAGUGGGAGAAGGAGAUGAGACAGAUUGAUUUCGUGAACAUGGCCUGCGAGUGUGAAUCUGUGAUUUGCUGUCGUGUCACACCAAAACAGAAAGCUAACGUGGUCACUUUGGUGAAGAAGUAUAAGAAGGCAGUGACAUUGUCCAUUGGAGACGGGGCCAAUGAUGUAAACAUGAUCAAGACCGCAGAUAUUGGUGUUGGCAUCAGUGGUCAAGAGGGGAUGCAGGCAGUAAUGUCCAGUGACUUCUCUUUCGCUCAGUUCCGUUACUUGCAACGACUUCUUCUAGUGCAUGGACGUUGGUCCUACAUUAGAAUGUGCAAGUUCCUUCGGUUCUUCUUCUUCAAGAACUUUGCCUUCACGUUGGUUCAUUUUUGGUACUCUUUCUUCAGCGGAUACUCGUCACAGGUUGCCUAUGAGGACUGGUUCAUCACGCUCUACAAUCUUUUCUACAGCAGCUUACCAGUUCUUCUAGUUGGACUCCUCGACCAGGACGUCAAUGACAGACUGAGUCUCAAAUUUCCCAAGUUAUACCUGCCCGGCCAGAAGGGCUUGUUGUUCAACUACAAGAAGUUCUUCAUCAGUUUGUUCCAUGGAAUCUUCGCAUCUCUCAUCAUCUUCUUCAUUCCUUACGGAGCAUUCCUGCAAACCAUGGGGCAAGAUGGAGAAGCCCCCUCAGAUUACCAGUCUUUCGCUGUUGUCACUGCCUCAUCACUGGUUUUUACUGUCAAUUUACAGAUAUCCCUGGAUACCUCCUACUGGACCUUUGUCAACUGUUUUGCCGUUUUAGGAAGCAUAGCCAUCUACUUUGGGAUCAUGUUUGAUUUGCACAGUGCGGGAAUUCACGUCCUCUUCCCCCGAGAAUUCACCUUCACUGGUGCUGCAUCCAAUGCUCUCCGUCAGCCUUAUUUGUGGUUAACCAUAAUCCUCACAGUAGGCAUCAGCCUGUUGCCGGUCAUUUGUAUCCAAUUUCUCCAUAAAAUCAUCUGGCCUUCUGUGGGUGAUAAGGUCCAGAGAAACAGAAAGAGGUAUGAGUUGGAAAUGCAACAGGAGGCAAAAAAGAAAACACCAGGCUUCCAACGUGGUGGGCUUUCCCGCCGCUCCGGCUAUGCCUUCUCUCACUCUCGAGGCUAUGCAGACCUCAUCGCGUCUGGACGGAGCAUUCGGAGGCGCCCUACGUCCCGUGUUGGGCCUCAGAGCAGCAUCAGGGAGGUCCCCGAAAGAGCUGAGAACAUCUGACGCUUGCAGAACCUAGAGACCAAUGGAAACUGACACUGUGCCGGGAUUCCCUUGGCUGGAAUCACCAUUUAAGAUUCAGUCACAACACUGUUGAGAUGGUCAAGGUUUUUCGUUAACUCAGGAUGAGAAAUGACAUUAUCAAAGUUGAGAAGAUAUUUUUGGAUGAGAAAGUGCUGUUGAAAGUGACACAGGAACUGAGGCACCUAUUCGUCCUCUAUGCACAGACUCUAUUAUGCAAAACCAAAAAGAAACUGAUAUUUUUGUUCAUGCACUGACAGUGUGACUGUAUUUAACUCAGGAUUUUAAAACAAAAAGCUUUAUUCUUAAAAGGUUUGUUGACCCCACUAAGCACACCUUUCCCACUAGUCAUCACUACUCAACUACUAACAGGUACAAUAUGUCUAUUGAGCACUUGAAAUUAGUAUUUUGUCUUGAAUUUUAUAUCAUGAUAAAAUUCAUCUAUUUUGUCUGUUGAAAUUCAGAAAGGCCCUCAUGUUUUUACACUUUUAAUAUUUUAUCAUGAAUAAAGGAGGCAUGUUACGAUUUCAGGGUAUGCUAGGGAAUUCACCGUUUGUCUCAAUUUAAUUUGUGAUGGGAACAACGUUUUUCCUCAACUGAAUCAAAUGGCUGUAAUUGCUCUUGCUCUCAUUUUUUUUCCUCAUUUAUUUAAUCCAAAAUCUUUUAAAUUCAGUUUAAUCCAGUCUUUUAAAUCCAUUUUUCAACAUAAAUAGGUUACCUUAAUAAUAUCCGCUCCCCAUUGUCGUGAUGCAAAAAACAUUUUAUUAUUGUAUUUUUUUUUUUUUUUUUUUUUUGCAUUUGUGGGCAUAUAAAUAUACACAUGUUGGUUUACAUUAAAAUGUUAAUUUCCAUAGUACUGCAGUUUAUUUAAGGUUUCCAUUACACACUUUAAGCCAAAAUGAAAUGGAGACAGGUGUUUUCUGUUACUCUAUGCUUUUAUUGAUUAAUGAAUGGAGUAAAUUGACCUGGAAAAGCUGAUGCAGUAGUUGAGCUAAUAUUUUAUGACUGUACAUUUUGUUGUUAAUAAAAGCCAUGGGUAUAUGUAUUAAUCUCAGCACUUUUAAUAUGCAAAAUAUAUAGAUUUGUAUUACAUUUCCUUUCAUUCAUCAUCUGCACCCUAACACAUAUCCUCAAGACUAUGGGCAAGAGCAGAGGUACACUCUGAACUGAAAGCUAGCCAAGCACAGGCCACAAACGACUAUUUCUUACAAUCACACCCACGGACGAUUUAGAAGUAAUUUUAGUCAAAUACAACAAAAUAGCUAUGUCAAAACAUUUUCAUCAGGAAUCCAACAAAAAUUCUCUCCUCAGCGAUUGUUUAUAGCAAGUGUAUCCGUGAAUACAGCAGCUCUCAAAUAUGAGUAUUCAAAGCCAAUCCUCCCAGUUUUUUUUAACUGGACUUCUAUUUAGUUAAUGGCAGGCAGUGAGUUACAUUGUCCCAAGAAUUUUGGAAUAUAUGAUGUUGCUGAAUUAAUUUACAGAAAUGUUGCACUGAGUAUGUGAACGAUUGUCCAUGAUUCCAAAAGAAUUAAUUGUUCCAUUUUGAAAUAGCUUUAUUCUGAAAAUUAUAUCCUAGAAUCAAUGGCGUAGGUUUGGUCUCAAGUUGGAUAGGGACAAUAUAACAGCAUAAACCUGCAUAUACACUUUUUGCUGGGGACGGGACAUUAGUACGACCAGAUUAUUGAACGGUGGUUAGGGCCGAAUAUGUACCUAAUUAAUUGAUGGGCGAAAUGAUCAAAGCAAAAUAAAUCUCUAUUAUACUUUUAUGUGUAUUGGUUCAUGUAAUAUGACGUUAGAUUAAAACCUUUGUUUUCAACAACUAUUAAACAUUUUCAAGUCCCUUUAUUUAAAAAAAAAAACAAAAAAACUGGGAGCUAUCCAAGAAUGAGUCCACUUCUGAGGGGACACUGGAGCACCCUAUUACUCAAAGUAUUGUAAUAUAAAAGUGAUUUGGGGAAAAAAAAAAAAAAAAAUUCUGAGCUAUCCGAGGACCGAAUCACAUCAGAGGCAAAGAAAAAUGUAGCCCUGACCCCCGUUCACCCAAUCUGUUUGGUUUUAUUAAUGUCCCGUCCCCAGGAAAAAGUAUACAUGCAGUUUAUGCUGUUACAUCAUCCCUACCAAUGUUCCGGGGCAAGACAUUCUAGCAACCUUCACCCCUGAUGGUGUGCCAGUCACAUAACUAAAAUAUCGCUACCUUUUAUCACCAUUCUUCUCAUGCUCCACUCUACGAAAGUAAUAAUACCACCUGUCAAGUUGUACGGUUUUGGCAUAAUUUGUACAACUGAGCACUGAUUUUUAAAUGUGUACGCCGUACGUUCAAAAUCUGUACAUUUUUCGUGCAUUACGUUUUUUUUUCUCCGUUCGGAUUUUGUCACCGUUUUGGCAACGAGAAAAUAUGCGUUACUAUGCGUUACUACGUUGGUUGAAUGACGUGAGAAAAGCCAGAGACACAGCAAAAGAAGAGUGGGAGUGGGAAUGAGGGAGUUGUGGCGCCAUUGCAAACGCGAUGCUAGGUUAGGUGGCUCCAAUAAUACCUGACUGUAGCUGACAGCCUACAAACUACGCCCAUAUGAUGCUACUCUACAUGCAAACUGAUACACUUGCUGGCGUUGGUAAACAGCCCCCAUCUUAAAGCAGUAGACUUCUCAGAAAGGCUCUGUUGUAGUCAGGCCCAGGCCAUUUGGGGGCCCUAAGCAAAAUAAUGCAAAGGGGCCCAUAUUUUUGGCCCACCAUUUCGUCACGGUGUACUGUGAUACCCAUACAUGCAAUCCAACCCAUAUGUCCAUAUUUUGUAUAUUAAUCAGAUUUUGUUGCACUGCAGACUUCAAACUUCUCACCCAAAUGAUUGUCAGUACUUACAGUAGAUAGCGCCAAACCUUUUUCUAAAACAGGAAAGAAAAAUGUUAAGGAAGAACUUUUAUUUUUUUAAGCUUGUUAUCAAGUAUCAAAACUCACAAAAGUCAAAUAAAGCAAACUAGUAAACAAAAUAGAAUAUAAAUUAAACAAUUGCCAGAUUGGGGGGGCCCCUAGUGGUCAGGGGCCCUAAGCAGCUGCAUAGUCUGCGUAUAGGCUGGUUGUAGUGAACCUUCCUAGUGAACCUAAGUAACCUUUUAUCUGAAAUACUCCUAAAUCGGCAAAAUCUUGACUUGAAUCGAUCUUUAACUGAUAAAACGGUUUUAAAACUUUCACGUCGAAAAUAGACAGAAGGGAACAAUGAAAAAACGGGAGCAAUUUUAUCAACUUUGACGGUUGAUUGACAACAUUAAAUGACUUCCAAACAUAGCAAAGGUUAGUUGUUUUUUU